This is a messenger RNA of Lactuca sativa (garden lettuce), 651 nucleotides long. RefSeq lists its product as uncharacterized. The record is from RefSeq and is a predicted model, not a curated record. Lineage: Eukaryota; Viridiplantae; Streptophyta; Magnoliopsida; Asterales; Asteraceae. Gene Ontology annotation, molecular function: protein dimerization activity.
AUGGAUGCAUCGAAGUCUUUAAGAGACACGGGGUUUGCUAAACUUUUAUCGAAGGUAUUCUCUUUUUGUCAAAAACAUGAUAUUAAUAUUGUGGAGAUAACGGAAAAUUAUGUCACAUCAAGAGGCCAUAAGACUAAAGUUACUAAUCAAUUUCAUUUUGAAGUUGAAAUGUUCAACGCCGUCAUGGAUAUGCAAAUUAAAAAAUUCGGGGACCGAUUUAGUGAACUUAGCACCCAAUUACUAGAAUACAUGGGGGCUUUGAGUCUUUAUUUUAAUGAUGCGGAGAGGAUGCAACUUGAUGGUGAACUUGAAAUAUAUUAUCACGCUUUGCAUAAAGAUGACCGGUUCACUAGUUUGCAAAGAACUUCUGACCUUUCUCGUUUGAUGGUGGAAAUGGGGAAACAUCGGUCUUAUCCUAUGGUUUAUAGGUUGUUGAAGUUGGUUUUGGUUUUACCCGUUGCAACUGCAACAGUCGAAAGAUGUUUUUCAGUGAUGAAGUUUUUGAAGAUGGAUUUGCGUAACAAAAUAGGUGAUGAUUUUUUGAACGAUGCCAUGAUUUCUUAUGUUGAAAAAGAAGCACUUAUGAAAGUCAAGAUCAAAGAUGUAAUGGAUCGGUUUCAAAAAAUGUGUAACCGUAGAUGUCAAAUUUAG